ACACAUAAAAGGCAAGAACAACAUGAUAGCUGACUACUUUUCAAGGGUGCCUUUGAAGUGCACAGAGGAAACUGAGGAUGAACAAGCGAGAAGAAUUAUUCUUCGAUAGAGGCAUACUCAUGUGGGGCCUCAGAAUAGUCAUCCCGGAAGUCUUAAGACAACAACUACUGCAAGAAUUGCACGUGGGACAUUUUGGCAUUGUAAAAAUGAAAAACAAGGCAAGAUCUUAUAUUUGGUGGCCAAACAUCGAUAAAGAUAUAGAAAAUAUGGCAAAGUCAUGCAUACCAUGUUUAAGCAACAAAGUAGCACCCCCAAAAGCGCAUUUAACACCAUGGCCUUUAGAAACAAAAGUAUGGAACAGGAUCCACAUCGACUUUUGUGGACCAAUAAGAAACAAGAUGUUCCUAAUUAUAAUUGACGCAUACUCCAAAUGGUUGGAGUGCAUAGAAAUGAAGACGAUGACGACAGAAGAAACGAUUGAGAAGAUGCGGGAAGUGGUGGCCAGAUAUGGUUUACCGAACGUUUUAGUUAGUGACAACGGCAGACAAUUGGUGAGCGAUAAGUUCGAAGAGUUUUUAAGGAGUAAUGGAAUACAACAUAUAACAUCCCCGCCCGGAAACAGCCAAAGUAAUGGCUUGGCAGAAAACGCAGUAAAAACAUUCAAGAAUAAAAUGAAGACGUUACUAGCAGAAGAAAAGAACAACAGUGUAUCUCUAUCAACUUUGGUAGCAACAUUUUUAAUGGACUAUAGAACGACGACACACCAGACGACGGGAGUGACACCAGCCUCACUGAUGUUCAACAGGGAAACAAGAAAUAAGCUGACGAUACUGUCGGAAGACGGGGAGUCAAAUGAACAAUUACAAAUAGUAGACAACAUGCAAAAAGCAGCAAGGCAGCAAGAGAAGAAUUACGGGGGCAGAUACAGGAAGUUUGACAGAGGCGACAAUGUUAUGGUAAGAGAUUAUCGUAAGGUUAAUGUUAAGAGUUGGGUCAAGGCUGUGAUACAUAGGAAAAUUGGCAAGUCAGUAUAUUUGUGUUGUUUGGAAAGCGGAGAAACGUGGAAGAGACAUGUGAACCAGAUAUGGAAACGCCAAAACAACGGAAGAAGAGACUGGGGUGAGAGAGAGUCAGGUGAUGCAGAAUCCAGGAAUGACAUAACUAAUGCAGUUAGUAAAAUUGCAUUAAAGCCACAAGAACCGACAUCGGCACCCACACCGAGCGUGGAGGUUAUAAAGAUCGCACCAACAUUGGUGAAUGUAAACAAUGGUACAGUAGCACGUAGCCAUGACUUGAGUAAUGCUGUGUUUGACACACUUGUUGUAAGUAAUAAUGUUUGUACACCAGGUAAUAACACAGUUGCAAACACAAAUGAGACUGUAAUAGCGGAUAGUAUAGGUGAUAAGGACAUAUCUCGCAUAGCAAAGGUUAGGUCAAAUAAUGUAAAUAUUUGUUGUAGGAAACGAGAGGACAAGGUAGACACAGAAGAUGCAGAGGGAACUGGUGACAAGGGGAAGAAAUUGAUAUCUAGACCGCAACGUGACAAAAGACUGCCACGCAGGUUGAGGGAUUACGUAAUGGAACUGGUUUGAUCAAUGCCACUACAAAGUUGGCAUUUUCAAAUCCUAUGUAGUAAUCAGUUAACGGCACAGGACCUUAAGCGGUUGCGCCAUUGCCACCAGGUCUCUAGCAUCGCAAGGUUUUGCUCUUAGUGGUUUGAAAUUGUAUAAAGUGUUGUUAAGAUUUAAAGGAUGUAAAAAGACGAAUGUUUAUUGCUAUUGGAUGUUACAGUAACAGGUGCACACCCGGUUAAGCGUUUGAAACUACAGAUGUUUGAACACUUAAGGAAGGAGGUGUGGUGUGUUGGCAACAAUGUAAAAACGUAGCUGCAUCAGCGGAAGUGGUCACGUGGCACCGGCAGCCAAGGACGAGGACUCGUCCUUG
Anoplophora glabripennis (Asian longhorned beetle) is the source of this 1944-nucleotide messenger RNA. RefSeq lists its product as uncharacterized. Lineage: Eukaryota; Metazoa; Arthropoda; Insecta; Coleoptera; Cerambycidae. The record is from RefSeq and is a predicted model, not a curated record. The transcript is spliced from 2 exons. The coding region runs from base 78 to 1592 and encodes 504 amino acids. Gene Ontology annotation, biological process: DNA integration. Gene Ontology annotation, molecular function: nucleic acid binding.